Messenger RNA from Arvicola amphibius (Eurasian water vole), 477 nucleotides. Its product is annotated as acanthoscurrin-2-like. Bases 1 to 477 code for a protein of 158 amino acids. Lineage: Eukaryota; Metazoa; Chordata; Mammalia; Rodentia; Cricetidae. The record is from RefSeq and is a predicted model, not a curated record. The transcript has 2 exons.
AUGGAUGGACUGGGGGCAGGUGAACUGAGGACAGGUGGGCUGGGGGCAGGUGGACUGGGAACAGGUGGGCUGGGGGCAGGUGGACUGGGAACAGGUGGGCUGGGGGCAGAUGGACUGGAAACAGGUGGGCUGGGAGCAGGUGAACUGGGAGCAGGUGGGCUGUGGGCAGGUGGACUAGGAACAGGUGGGCUGGGGGCAGGUGAACUGGGGGCAGGUGGACUGGGGGCAGGUGGACUGGGGGCAGGUGGACAGGGGGCAGGUGGACUGGAAACAGGUGGGCUAGGGGCAGGUGGACUGGGAACAGGUGGGCUGGGGGCAGAUGGACUGGGAACAGGUGGGCUGGGGCAUGUGGAAUCUGAGGGAUCAGGUUGGAGAGUAGAUGAAGGGUUGAGGGCUGUGUGCCCAGAGUCUGGUCAGCCACCUGAGACCAUGUUAGUGCUCAAGGGUCGUGUUGCAUCCAGGGCCAUACAGAUCUGA